AUGGAACCUAAGGUAGGUGAUAUGUUUGAGUCUCCUGCACAACUUAAGUUUUGUAUUCAAAAUUAUGGGGUGUCAAAUGGAUAUCAGAUAUACUUUGAAAAAUGUGAUAAAACUAGACUAGUUGCAAGAUGUGGGAAGAGGACAGAGAUGAAUGAUUGUCCUUUCAGAUUGUAUGUUGGAUGGAUGUACAAUGAAAAAUCAUUUCAAGUUAAAAAUUUGGUUGGAGAGCAUCGUUGCAGUAGGAAGUUCAAAUUUGGAAGUCUUGUUUCCCCUAAAUGGAUAGGUAGGCAUUACAUUACUGAAAUUGCAAACACACCUAAGAUGAAACUUAGGGACAUGAUUGCCGAUAUCAAACAAAGGUUGAGAUGUGUAGUAUCCAUUGGGCAAGUCCGUAGGGCAAAAAAAUGGGCCACUGAGUUGAUUGAAGGAAAACUAACUGAACAUUAUGCUAGGGUAUGGGAUUAUGCUGAUGAAUUAUUAAGGUCCAACCCAGGUUCAACAUGCAAAGUUAGUGUCACUGUCAAUCCAGAUGGGAAGAACUACUUCCACAGAUUUUACAUUGGUUUCAAAGCUUUAAGUGAUGGAUGGAAAUUAGGGUGUAGAAGAGUAAUUGGUUUGGAUGGAUGCUUCCUGAAAGGACAGGUGAAGGGUGAGUUGUUGACUGCCAUUGGUAGAGAUGCUAAUAACCAGGUGUAUCCUAUAGCAUGGGCUAUUUUUGAUGUUGAAAACAAGCCUAACUGGACUUGGUUUAUUGAGCUUCUUAGAGAUAGUGUAGACCUUCAUGAUGGCAGAGGAUUGGUGGUGAUAUCUGACCAACAUAAGGUCUGUUUUCAAUACUCCAUUUCAUAUAAAUGUUAA
Molecule: messenger RNA, 858 nt
Organism: Lactuca sativa (garden lettuce)
Lineage: Eukaryota; Viridiplantae; Streptophyta; Magnoliopsida; Asterales; Asteraceae
Source: RefSeq, a predicted model, not a curated record